Hyla sarda is the source of this 996-nucleotide messenger RNA. RefSeq names its product keratin, type I cuticular Ha6-like. Lineage: Eukaryota; Metazoa; Chordata; Amphibia; Anura; Hylidae. Bases 1 to 996 code for a protein of 331 amino acids. The record is from RefSeq and is a predicted model, not a curated record. The transcript has 5 exons. Gene Ontology annotation, molecular function: structural molecule activity.
AUGACGGAAGAAGAAUACGGGAGCUUUCCUAAAUACAGAACUCAUCAUCCUAUAGAUUGGGACCAUCACUCCGACAAACAUCAGAAGAUGAAUGUUCUUCAAUACGGAGUCGAGAAAAGAGUAAACAAUGGACAAGGAGCAUUCAGAAACUCUAAACGUCCUUCUUGGAGUCAUGGAGGACGGUUUGGAAACAACUAUGCAGUAUACAGGUGCCACAAUGGUAACUUUGCGGAGUACAAAGCCUCCAAGAAUAAUGAUCUACGUGAUAUCGAUACCAAGAAGACUAUGCAGUCACUCAAUGGACGUCUGACAUCUUAUCUGGAAAAUGUAAAAUUGCUGGAAGAGGAGAAUGUCCAGUUGGAGCAGAAAAUCUGCGACUGGUACAAGAAAAAUGAAGGCGGCUUUGUAUUCCCUGAUUGUAGUCAGUACCUCGAAAUGAUUACUGAUCUCCAGAGCCAGGUACUCUCGGCCAGGGAACAAAAUGCUGACCUAAGUCAAAAGAUGGAGGAUUAUCAAAUGACUGCUGAAGGCUACAGAAAAAGCCAUGAGAUGGAGCACAGGAUGAGGACCAACGCUGAAGAGGAAUUAUACAAACACUAUAGAAUACAGGGAAUGAUUAACCAGGAUAGUCAGGAUCUGGGGGAACAUGUACAAAACCUGAAGAAGGAGCUUCUUGGAUUAAAGAAAACAAGCGAAGAGGAGAUAACUGGUCUACAAGCUCAGCUAGGAACCAGAGUCAAUGUGGAAGUAGAGACUGCACCUUCCAUAGAUCUAAAUGCAACCUUGUGUAGGAUUCGAAAUGAGUAUGAAACCCUGAUGGAGAGAAACCUCAAUGAUAUUGAGAAAAUGCACCAAGAAAUGAUUUUCGAACUGUCCCGAGAAGUAUUUUCUGGCAUUGAACAACUCCAACUAUCCAACAAUGAGGUCACGGGAUUAAAGCUCAGAAUGCUCACACUAGAGACUGAACUAAAGAAAGAAUGGAGUUUGGUAAGUUGA